AUGGAGGACUUAGUUGAUUUCGACAACCGCUUGACGCUUGAGUUGAGAGAAUUUCUCUUAGACAUAACAGGUUUCAAGCCAAUCCGUGUCAGUAAUGUGGAAGGAGAUGUUCUUGACAUUUUGUUUCGACACACUCUUCGUGUUCCAGAAAGUGACAAUGGCUUCCGAGUACCUCCAGACUUUGGACCUUUUCCAAUCUACCCGAUUGUUGUCUAUAAGGAUAAAAUCAGUCAAUCUAUACCUAAAAACGAUGUUAUAUUUAUCCCUAUCUAUCAGCAAGAGGCGAUGUGGAUUCAUUUCGAAUCACGUGGAAUUUUCGCUGUGAAAGUCAUUGUCGAUGGUGUAAACGCCGUCUCCGGAGAACCUUAUAAAGAAAUCUUAUCAGUAGAUCCCAGACGUUUAGCAUCGAUCUAUGAAAACAAGUCAGUUCACGAUUAUAUCAUCGCCGGAACUAUUAGCCAAAGAUGCUUGGACGCUAUCAAGAUCAAAGGCGACGAGAUCAUGAAGUUUGUCGCGGCCCCGAUCCCAAAUCACACCGUCCCGCCGUCAACGGAAUCGUCAAUUGAAGCGACUGACGGUACUCGUAGAGUGCAAUUUGAGAUCGUACCACGAAGGAUCAGCGAGCUAGACCGCAUACCUAUCACUGUGCAUACGUUGUCUGGCGAAGCCAUUCAUUUGAAUAUCUCUAUCGAAUCCACUGCAGGCGAUCUGAUUGACAAGAUCCAUAACAUUACUAGUAUUCGACAUGACGAACAAAGAAUAGCUUUCGCGGACCAGCAGCUUGAAUUCGGCAAGUCACUUUAUCGGUACGUUAAAAUUAUAUCUAUCUUCGGAGGUCGGCCAAGAUCUCAUGAAGCUCAAAAAUACUCGCCCCGAACAGCAGCACAUAAACGGUUACCGGAGCAUUACGAGACGAUACAAGAGGAUUAUAGUCAGAAAAGAGAUGUGAUAUUUGCAGAUACCAAUACAAACAUUGCGCAAGAUAUAGAAGCCGAUACAUUUGACGCAGAAGACUGGGAUAUAGAGAACACUUUGAUAUUAACCUGCAGAUGA
Molecule: messenger RNA, 1053 nt
Organism: Botrytis porri
Lineage: Eukaryota; Fungi; Ascomycota; Leotiomycetes; Helotiales; Sclerotiniaceae
Exons: 4
Coding region: 1-1053 (350 amino acids)
Molecular function (GO): protein binding
Source: RefSeq, a predicted model, not a curated record